UCUCAUUACUGUACUGGUCUGUCACCAGGGGGCAUGCAUACAAUAAUACACUUCAGGAAACAUCAUUCGUUCAACAUUUGUUUUUUAAGAGUGCAAUUCAAAUGCAACCUGGAUCCGUAGGAAGACGAUUACCGUUACAUUUGGUUCAUGCCAGCAGAACAGUGUUGAACCGGCGUGCUAUUCUGAGAGAUUUCUAAUUGCAAUUUUGUUGCAGCCGGGAUUUUGCGGACUCUGUCGCUCCAGCGUUGUUGUGAAUUGAUCUAACAUGGCGACUGUACCAGUUUAUUGCAUCUGUAGAUUACCUUACGACGUAUCCCGCUUUAUGAUCGAAUGCGAUGCCUGUAAGGACUGGUUUCACGGCAGCUGCGUUGGCGUGGAUGAAGAGGAAGCGCCAGAUAUUGACAUCUAUCACUGUCCGAACUGCGAGCAAUCCCAUGGCAAGUCCACUUUGAAAAAGAAAAAGAAUUGGCACAAAAAUGACACAGGGCAAAGUAGAGAGGUGAAGAAGCCUGUUCUGAAUGGCAGUCAGAUGUUUAUAAUGGAACUCAGAAACAGGACAUUCCCAAGUUCUGAAGAUGUGGUGGUAAAGCUGAAUGGAAGCCAGCUCACACUGGACUAUAUUGAAGAGAAGGGCUUCACAGAACCCAUCCUGGUCCCAAAGAAAGAUGGACUCGGAAUGUCAUUACCUGCCCCCACGUUCUAUGUCAGUGAUGUAGAAAACUACGUCGGUCCAGACAGAGUUGUGGACGUCAUUGACAUGUCCAAACAGACAGAGUGCAAGAUGAAGCUCAAGGAGUUUGUUGACUAUUACUACAGCACAAACAGAAAACGAGUGUUGAACGUGAUAAGCUUGGAGUUUUCUGACACAAGAAUGUCCAGUUUUGUGGAGAGUCCUGAGAUCGUCAGAAAGCUGUCCUGGGUGGAGAAUUACUGGCCUGAUGAUGCACUCCUUGGAAAACCCAAAGUCACCCAAUACUGCCUGAUCUGUGUGAAGGACAGCUACACAGACUUCCACAUAGAAUCAGGGGGAGCGUCCGCAUGGUACCAUCCACUCAAAGGAGAUAAAAUAUUUUUUUUGAUCAAACCGACUUCUGCAAACCUGUCCCUUUAUGAGCACUGGCGUUCCUCGUCCAAUUACAGUGAGAUGUUUUUUGCUGACCAAGUAGACAAGUGUUACAAGUGCACUCUGAAACAAGGACAGACUUUAUUUAUUCCUUCAGGCUGGAUUUAUGCAACGCUGACCCCAGUGGACUGCCUGGCUUUUUCUGGGCAUUUUCUUCAUAACCUGAGUGUUGAAAUGCAGAUGAGAGCAUAUGAAGUGGAAAAACGAGUGAGAAUUGGCAGUCUUACCCAGUUUCCCAACUUUGAAACUGCGUGCUGGUACGUGGGCAGGCAUCUGCUGGAGAGAUUCAAAGGCUUGCACAAAGCAGGGAAGCAGCCGCUGCCUCACUUGGUUCAAGGAGCCAAAGUCCUUAAUGGGGCUUUCAGGUCCUGGACUAAGAAACAGGCUCUUCUUGAACACGAAGACGAACUUCCAGAAAACAUGAAGCCAUCACAGCUUAUCAAAGACCUUGCCAAAGAAAUCAGAAUUGCAGAGAAUGCAUGUAAAGCCAUGAAGGUGGAACUGAGUGCCAGCGUACCCGUGGAGGAGCCUCCUGCAGUGGAGCUGGAGGAGCUGGAGGGGCCCGGGCAGCCUGUGUCCCCCAUGUCCCCUGUAUCUCCCGUGCACAUCCCAUCACCGCCCCAAGAGAAGCCCUCCCGCAAGAAGACGCCCAAGACGGCCAAGACGCCCAAGACCCCCAAAACGGCCAAGACCCCCAAAACGCCCAAGACCCCCAAGGCUGUGAAAAAUACAAAAACUCCCAAAACGAAAGGAGGAGGCAAGAAAAAAGGGAAGAAAACAAAAGAAAGCUUCGCUUCCCCCACCACGCCCACCCUGGACGUCCUGGAAGCACACACACAAGAGGCUCUGACGAAAACAGAAACGCCAAAGAAAGGGAAGGCUGCAAAGAAUGUGUUGAUCAUGUCAGAGAAAGAGUCCAUCAGUAAGCAGAAUGAGCUGGAGAAGCUUGAGAUCAGAGAGCAGAACAAGAGCAAAACUGAAGCUAAAUGGAAAUAUAAGAACAGUAAACCGGAUUCAUUGCUAAAAAUGGAGGAAGAACAGAAAUUGGAAAAGACACCAUUAUCAGGAAACAAAGACAACAAAUUUGCAUUUUCUUUUUCAAACAAAAAAUUGUUAAGUUCUAAAGGGCUAAAACCACAGACGAAUUCAAGUGUAUUUGGAUCAUUACAAAACCUGAAGGAAGAUAAAGUGAAGCCAGUCAGGGAUGAGUAUGAAUACGUCUCAGAUGAAGGAGAACUGAAAAUUGACGAGUUCCCAAUAAGAAGAAAAAAUAACACCGCAAAAAGAGAUAUUUCUUUUUUAUCGAAUAUAAAAGAGCCGAUUCAGCAGGCAAAAAAACCAAAGCUUCAACGUACACCCGCCAAGACUGAUGAUUCCUCAGAUGAAGGGUCGCUUCACAUUGACACAGAAACAAAGACGGAAGUUAAAGGUCGAAAUUCAAAGGUCAAGAAGGAAAGUGGUAAUGCUGCGGGAAUACUGGAUCUCUUACAGGCCAGCAAGCAAGUUGGAGAAAUUGAUUACAAUGCAAACAGUCCGCCACCUGCUUCUCCCAGCACACAGGAAGCCAUCCAGGGGAUGCUGUCAAUGGCCAACCUCCAGUCUUCAGACUCCUGUCUACAAACCUCUUGGUCCAACAACCAAUCAAAAAACAACUCCCACACUACGCAGUCCUCCAAGAAGACAGGCAACGGCAACAACAAGAGGCCCGCCAAGCGCCCGGUGAAGAAAAGCGCGAAGAGCAGCAGUGUGGACAGCGGGGAGAUGUUUGAGGACGAACAGGACCACCUGCAUGCGUGUUUCAAAGAUUCGGAUUACGUAUAUCCAUCUCUUGAGUCAGAUGAAGAUAAUCCCGUUUUCAAAUCCAGAUCAAAGAAAAGGAAAAGUUCAGAUGAUAUACCUUACAGCCCAACAGCCAGAGUAGGUCCAUCAGUCCCCCGACAAGACAGACCUGUUCGUGAAGGAGCUCGAGUGGCUUCGAUAGAAACCGGUCUAGCGGCUGCAGCAGCCAAACUCUCCCACCAGGAACAACAAAAAACCAAGAAGAAGAAAAAUACCAAAAAGAAGCUCUCGUCGGACGAUGCAAAUAAAAUCCCUCAGGAAAGCAGUUCACCGGAGCCCAAGCUGGAGUCCCACGGAAGCAGUCUAGAGGAUCACGAAUAUACGGCUGGGGCCUCCAAGACCCCCGGCGCUCCACAACCCAUGGCUCCCGGAGUGUUCCUCACACAGAGGAGGCCGUCCACUUCAUCUCAGAACAGCGCAUCAGCCAAAGCCAAACGGCUUAAAAAAGGCAUGGCUACUGCCAAACAGAGACUGGGGAAGAUUUUGAAGAUUCAUCGUAAUGGGAAACUUCUCCUGUAACAUCGACAGUGCAAGACUUGGACUGUGUCGCUGUGAAAUGACCUGAACCUGACUUUACUCCUGUUCACUGGUUUUAAGGACUACAGCAGCAAACUGAACCAUAUGGGGAAUAAAACAGGUUACGUUUUUUCAGUUUUUAAGAAGAAUAUAGCUCAAAAAUAGGUUUUUGCCUCUACUUAUACUUUAUAACUUUCAGAUAUCUGCUAUAAAUAUUUUUAAAACAAAAUGUGUGUCUCAAUUUACUACAACUUUUAGUUUACCAAGGGUUGCUGAAGAACAUUGUAGACCAUUCCAAACUUCUAGAAAGUAUCCCCAGCAUUUAUUUACUUAGAUGCAUAUUUCUUGAGGAAAAUAAAUAAAUAAAUGUGUAGUGCUUUUAAUUUCAAGCAUUCUAAACCAUUUCACCUGGAUGUGACUUGUCAAACAGCUGGCAAAUGCAAAACCAGUUGUCAAAACUAUCAGAGCUCUUUUGCACUGUUCUUGAUGUCAAAAUUGUCGGAAAAAGGCAAAAAAAAAAAAAAUCCUAUUGCAACUACUGUUAAGAAGGUAAAUCAUAAGAGGGUUAUGGUUAACACUGAAGCCCCUGUCACACUGGCAUGCUCUACCCGGGGUGACAGAUGCAAGUACACAAUGCACGUAUCAAUGCCCCGGAAGCAGCUUGU
This is a messenger RNA of Polyodon spathula (Mississippi paddlefish), 4143 nucleotides long. It is a transcript of the gene phf2, whose product is annotated as PHD finger protein 2. Gene Ontology annotation, biological process: protein demethylation; regulation of transcription by RNA polymerase II. Gene Ontology annotation, molecular function: histone demethylase activity; transcription coregulator activity. NCBI's taxonomy places the organism in Eukaryota, Metazoa, Chordata, Actinopteri, Acipenseriformes, Polyodontidae. Bases 266 to 3481 code for a protein of 1071 amino acids. The transcript is spliced from 22 exons. The record is from RefSeq and is a predicted model, not a curated record.